AUUGGGGCCGAUUGCCGUGCGGCUGUGGAUCGACGAUCGCAGUCUGUCUCGCGUUUCCAUGCCGUGAACAACGUAAGAGUUGUUCGCGUUUAAAAAUAAACUUGGCAAACAGAAAAAAAAACGCAAAAAUUAUAAAAACGCCCGCGUAUAAAUAAACUUACUAAAUGUACGAAACAGUUCGUUAAUUGUGCACAGAUUUGGAUAAACAAAAACAAAAAAAAAGAGAGACAGAAACCAAAUGACGGCAACCGAAGAAGCGCCACCUCCGGCCGUAAACCAAAUGGAUAUGGCCGUAAAUGCAAAUGCCGCCGAUCCGGAGGAUAUAACACUGGACGCCAUACUGAAGCACAUUGGACAGUUUGGACGCUUUCAGUUGUUUAUAUUUUUGCUGAUCUGUUUGCCAAUGAUGUUUCACGCCAUGUUCUCCGUAACAUACGUUUUCACGGCCGGAACUGUGAUGCACAGAUGUAACAUUACAGAGUGCGAUCGACCCGAUAGCCAAUACGACGAGCCCUGGACCGAGUAUAGCAUACCAAAGAAUGGCAGGGAGCUGGACAAAUGCAAUCGUUACGAUAACUAUCAGUUGUCUUCAUGGAAUCAAAAUCAGAGUAUCUGUCUCUCCGAUAACUACAAUAAGGAGAAAAUCGAGCGAUGUCCCGGCAACGAUUUCAAAUUCCGCGAUCAAGAAUUCACCAUUUCCAAUGACUUCGAGAUUUUCUGCGACGAUGAAUGGAAAUUAUCACUUGUCGGCACCAUAAAUAAUCUGGGACAAUUCUUUGGCAUUCCGCUCGGAGGUUUUGUUGCUGAUCGUUAUGGCCGCAGCUUUUCGAUUGCCUUGGGCGGGAUUUUGGGCGCCGUGUUGGGCAUUGUGCGCUCCUACUCACCCAACUAUAUUUGUUUCCUUGUUUUUGAGUUUUUGGACAACAUGACCAGCAGCACCCUGUACUCAACGUGCUUUGUGAUUGGCAUCGAGCUGGUCGGCCCGAAGCGUCGUGUGCUCGCCUGCAGUGUCAUAACCGUUUUCUAUGCCGUGGGCGAAGUGGCCCUGGCCAUGUUUGCGAAGGCCUUUCCGCACUGGCGCACUCUGCUGCGCAUUGCCUACACGCCUUCGCUGAUUCUGUUCGCCUACUUCUGGAUCCUGCCCGAGAGCGUGCGCUGGCUGCUAAGUGUCGGCAAGGAGGAGCGUGCCCGGGCCAUUCUGCGCCGAGCGGCCAGGGUGAAUAAGCGUAAGUUGUCGGAGAGUGCGUUGGACAAAUUGGUCAUAGCCAAUCGGGAUAAGCUGCAGCAGUCUGAUGAGAGUAAAUUUCCAAUUCGUGAGGCCUUCAGCAACUUUAAGUGGCGCAUUGCCAAUUGCUCCCUGUGCUGGAUUGUCCAUGUGCUGGUCUACUAUGGGCUCAGUUUGAACGUGGUGCUUUUGGAUGGCAAUAAGUACAACAAUUUUGCUUUCAUUGCACUGGUGGAGAUUCCGGGCUUCUUUAUGCCACUGCUCAUCAUGGAUCGCUUUGGCAGACGAUACUCCCUGUGUGGUCUGAUGCUGUUCAGUGCUCUGUGUUGCAUAGGCACCAUUUUCGCAGGAGGCGAUCAACAGGUCCUGCAGCUGGUGCUCUUCCUGGUGGGUAAGCUGACCAUCACGGCUAGUUUCCAGGUGCUCUAUUUCUUCGCCUCAGAAAUCUUUCCCACUAAUCUGAGGAACAGCUUGUUGAGCUUUUGCUCCAUGAUGGGCAGAUUUGGUUCCAUGUUGGCGCCGCAGACGCCGCUAUUGGCCAAGUAUUACACAAACGCUCCAGCCAUUCUCUUUGCUUGCGCUGCCAUAUUUAGCGGAUGUCUAACUCUGUUCUUUCCCGAGACCACAAACCUGGUAUUGCCCACAACGGUCAAGGAAGCGGAUGCUAUUGGUUUCAAGAAGAAACCGCCAAAGGAUCAGAAUAUCAACCUGCCCGCAUAAUAGAAUCAAUUAAAUCUGCAAACAAAUUUAAUUUUAAGACAACCACGAGACAGUUCAAAGACACAACUUUGCAUUAUAUAUAACUAAAUACAGCAUAUAUUUACAUAUGUGCUGCACAUAAACCUUUUUUUUU
Messenger RNA from Drosophila montana, 2078 nucleotides. It is a transcript of the gene SLC22A, whose product is annotated as SLC22A family member. Gene Ontology annotation, biological process: transmembrane transport. The coding region runs from base 239 to 1945 and encodes 568 amino acids. The record is from RefSeq and is a predicted model, not a curated record. The transcript is spliced from 5 exons. Gene Ontology annotation, molecular function: transmembrane transporter activity. NCBI's taxonomy places the organism in Eukaryota, Metazoa, Arthropoda, Insecta, Diptera, Drosophilidae. Gene Ontology annotation, cellular component: membrane.